This is a messenger RNA of Budorcas taxicolor (takin), 2209 nucleotides long. RefSeq names its product KLF transcription factor 15 (gene KLF15). Gene Ontology annotation, biological process: regulation of transcription by RNA polymerase II. The transcript is spliced from 3 exons. NCBI's taxonomy places the organism in Eukaryota, Metazoa, Chordata, Mammalia, Artiodactyla, Bovidae. Gene Ontology annotation, molecular function: RNA polymerase II cis-regulatory region sequence-specific DNA binding; DNA-binding transcription factor activity, RNA polymerase II-specific. Bases 111 to 1322 code for a protein of 403 amino acids. The record is from RefSeq and is a predicted model, not a curated record.
GCGAGUGAGUGCGGGACGCGCGGCCGCCGCCCCCAGCGCAGCCCGCGUGGGCCCGGGAUCGCCGGGCCUGGCCGCCGGCCGGCCGUGCCGAGUUCAGCCGCCAGGCCAGCAUGGUGGACCACUUGCUCCCAGUGGACGAGACCUUCUCGUCGCUGAAACGCCCUGUCUGUUUUCUGGGUGAUGGGCGGGCAUACCACAUGCUACCCUCGCCCCUCUCCGAGGACGACAGUGACGCCUCCAGCCUCUGCUCCUGCGCCAGCCCUGACUCGCAAACCCUGUGUUCCUGCUACGGAGGCGGCCGGGCGGCUGAGGGCCAGGACAGUAUCCUGGAUUUCCUGCUGUCCCAGGCCACCCUGGGCGGCGGCGUUGCGGCUCAUGGCAGCCCCAUGGCCUGGGGGAGCUGGCGGAAAACACCGGCCCCUGUGAAGGGGGAGCAUUUCAGUUUCCCCGAGUUCCCCGUGGGCGACCCUGAUGACGUCCCUCGGCCCUUCCAGCCCACCCUGGAGGAGAUCGAAGAGUUUCUGGAGGAGAACAUGGAGCCGGCGGUGAAGCAGGCCCCAGAGGGCAGUGGCAAGGACUUGGACACCUGUGGCCAGCUCUCUGCCGGGCCGCACAGAGGCCACCUCCACGCCGGGGCCGGCGGCAGAGAGCGUUGCGCCCCCCCGUCGGGCCCUGGUGCAGCUGGCAGCCAGGGCCCACUUGAGGGCCCCAGCUCUGACCCCCCUGUCCCGCUGCUGCUGCAGAUCCAGCCAGUGCCGGCGAAGCAGGAGUCGGGCGCGGAGCCUGCCUCCCCAGGGCAGCCCCCAGAGGCUGUCAGGGUGGCACAGCUGCUGGUCAGCAUCCAGGGCCAGACCUUCACGCUUGUGCCCCAGGUGCUGCCCUCGUCCAGCCUCAGCUUGCCCUCCAAGUUCGUGCGCAUUGCCCCCGUGCCCAUCGCCGCCAAGCCCCUUGGGUCGGGACCCCUGGGGCCCGGCUCUGCAGGCCUCCUCGUCGGCCAGAAGUUCCCCAAGAACCCGGCGGCCGAACUCCUCAAGAUGCACAGGUGCACUUUCCCCGGCUGCAGCAAGACGUACACCAAGAGCAGCCACCUGAAGGCCCACCUGCGCCGGCACACGGGCGAGAAGCCCUUCGCCUGCACCUGGCCGGGCUGCGGCUGGAGGUUCUCGCGUUCGGACGAGCUGUCGCGACACCGGCGUUCGCACUCGGGCGUGAAGCCCUACCAGUGCCCCGUGUGCGAGAAGAAGUUCGCCCGCAGCGACCACCUGUCCAAGCACGUCAAGGUGCACCGCUUCCCGCGCAGCAGCCGGCUGCCGAGGCCCUGACCCGCCCCCGCCCCCGCCCCCGCCCCCGAGCGGCCGCCGCCUCCUCCAGGCACUCUGUAGCAAUAAGUUAUCAGCCCCCGUUGAGGGACGUGACGCCCAUCUGGGCCACCUGGAGCCCGGGGGUGCGGACUCAGCACCGCCACCUCCCCGGGGACCCGGAGGCGGCUGCGCUGACCGGAGGCAACUGGCGCGCCCCGCGCCUUCCGCGGCCCAGCCCCCCUCUUGCUGGGCUCCCGGCCUGGGCCGGGCCAGCGCUCAGGCCGGGGGAAGGAAAAGUGCGCAGUGUUGAAAUGUCAGUUCCCAGAGGGAGCGUGCGGGGAAGAAGGAAGUAGGCCAGAAGUCCAGGCUGCACUGUGGCCUGGGCGUGGCUCCAUCCCCGGCCUGACCACCAGAGUACGCAGGGCGGUACAGGGGCGGGACCUGGCUGCCGGGUGGCUGUGGGCUGGGUGAAAAAACCCCUCUCGGCAAGGCGAUAGUGCAUGUGCUUGAGUUAAACGUGCAGGACAGACGGACAGACGCAGGUCUGCCCCAGGGUGACGGUGCUGCGUGGCCCAGCCCCUUGUGCUGUGUGCAGACAAAUCCAGACGGCGCCUCGGGUCACCCUCAGGAGGACAGGGCUGGUGUAGGAGAGCUAGUAGGGCCUCCCAGACCCUGACCUAGAAGUGCAUCCCUCAUUUUGUCUAGGAAUUAAUAUCAAAUGGACUAGCUUGCUUUGAGAGGUUUAUUUCACAUCCUAUGAAUGUAUGUAAAUAAAAUGUACAUAGGUGCAUCGACAUAAAAUCUUUUAAUAACAUAUCAACAUUGUGUAAAUUUGAAAUAAAAUCUAUAAAGCUGGUGUACAUAUGUUACAAUUAUGUAUAUUUUCUUUGGUCCUUCAUAAAAAUAUA